Messenger RNA from Theileria parva strain Muguga, 1558 nucleotides. RefSeq names its product PRP38 family protein (gene PRPF38B). NCBI's taxonomy places the organism in Eukaryota, Apicomplexa, Aconoidasida, Piroplasmida, Theileriidae. Bases 121 to 1533 code for a protein of 470 amino acids. Gene Ontology annotation, cellular component: precatalytic spliceosome. The record is from RefSeq and is a predicted model, not a curated record. The transcript is spliced from 10 exons.
CCACAAACAAUUCAUUUAUUGUUAAAUCAUGAUUAUUUUAUUAAAAUUAUUUUAUUAAAUUAUAGUUUUUAUAAAUUCCAUUGUUUAUCUUGGACAUAUUUGUCAAAUAUAUAUAUUGGAAUGAGUGAUUUAGGUGUUCCCCCUCAACCAGGUCAACCUUCCGAUCAACCUGACCCUGGAGUAAAUUAUAAUAUGCAACCUGCCCCUAUUAACCCUCUAAUGAAUCCUGUUCCUCUAUACCCAGCUCAACCUGGGAUGAUUCCUCAGUAUAACUAUCCUCCUUACUACAAUUAUCAAUAUUAUGUGACUCCAGAAUUAAUGUACAAAUAUCAACAAGAACAAAUGUUGCAAAACAGCCUUGAAAGUGUCCAAAGGUGCCAUUUACAUACAAAACCCGAGCUAAACUGCAAGUUUUGCAGGAAAUUUAAGUCAUCAGUACACGAAAUAAGUAAGAUCGCCCAAAAGAAAUCGUCAAGCUCAAAGGAGGAUAAAGCGAACCAGAUCCCAAUGACCAAUUCCGUUACAUAUAACAUGAAUGACUUGUUGAGAAGUAAUAUAUUAUCUUCAGAGUACUACAAAUCACUGUCCGUGAAGAAUUUUUACCAAGUCUUCGAUGAGCUGGUUCAGUUUGCAACGCACUCUGAACCUUAUUGUUCAACCGCAACAAGGGCGCCUUCAACAAUAUUCUGUUGUUUGUACAGAUUCCUGGUGCUGAAAUUGACAGAAAAACAGAUGAAUUUUCUUCUGGAAAAUGUCAAGUCUCCGUAUGCCCGCUGUUGCGGAUUUCUAUACCUGAGAUACGUUCUACCUCCGGACAAGCUUUGGAAUUGGUUUGAGCCCUAUUUUUUAGAUGAUGAAUUAUUUACAGUAUCAGCUGAUGGGACCAGAAAGAUAACCAUGGGAGAAUACGUGGAAUCUCUUCUCAUGGAGGAUAAGUAUUAUCACACAAUUUUGCCAAGACUACCAGUAAGAGUAAAAAAUUUAUUUGGAGCACACCUUUUAGAAAUGUCACAGCACCGGAAUCGAAGAGUUAAGAACUUAGAUUUUGUAGACGACUUUGUCGAGGGAGCACAAGUAUCAGUGUGUUCAAAGGGUGACUGGCUGGAUGGAGAAAUCCUGUCAGUGAAGGAAGGAAGACAAGGUUAUCCAUUAGUUACAGUCCACCUUGAGGAUGGAAACGAUGAAACUGUUGAUAUUGGUUAUGUUGUUUUAAAAGGGAAGGACUACGAUAGGAAAGAUAAACACAAAUCGUCGAGAAAAAAGGAUAGAUCAAGAUCCAGGUCUAGAACUAGAACUCGUUCUAGAAGUUCUUCAAGUUCAUAUCGAAGGAGGAGACGCAGAGAAAGAAGCUCUUCACGGGAAUCACACCCCAGGGAUGAUACUCACGAUUCAAAGUCCAAGAAAGAGGAUCUCAUCAGGGAAUUUAAGAGAAGGGAACGUGAAAAGGCUCUAGCAGUUGGAAAGGAUUAUGGCAAAAGGCCCAGUUCCUACAAGUCCUCACUAUCCUCACGAUUUCACUCAAAAAAAUAUUAAUUUUAAUUUUGUUUUAAUUCGCUUA